This is a messenger RNA of Ilyonectria robusta, 4563 nucleotides long. RefSeq lists its product as uncharacterized. The record is from RefSeq and is a predicted model, not a curated record. The coding region runs from base 1 to 4563 and encodes 1520 amino acids. NCBI's taxonomy places the organism in Eukaryota, Fungi, Ascomycota, Sordariomycetes, Hypocreales, Nectriaceae. The transcript is spliced from 4 exons.
AUGGCGGCCAACAUGCAGCAUAUGGCUGGGGCCGGCCAAAUGAUGCCGCAGCAGCAGCAGAUGCGCAAGCCCAACAGCAACCAGCUGCAACAGAUCGUCUACCAGAACCUGGUCCAACACACACAACCCUUUACCGGCAUCUGCUGGCAGGCCAACAUCCCUAUCGGUGAUCGUAUGGGAAAGACGAUGAACCUCAUCUCCAAUAUUGCUCUUGCUAUGAAUGGAGUCGACUCCAUGAAGGCAGCUGAGUUUGGUUGCAGCUUCGAGCGAGAGAUGUUCCACAAGUCUCCCACAAAGGAAGCUUAUGACCAAGAAAUGACGAAUAAGAUUAUGGACUUCUACAAGAAACGUCAAGCCAACGAGCCGAACCUCCAGAACGCCAUCAACGCCAACGCGCAAGUGCAGGCACAAGCACAAGCACAAGCUCAAGCCAUGAUGAAUAUGCAGGCACAGAUGGGUCGCGGCAUGGGCCAAGGUCCUCAGCAGGGCUUCCAGCCUAUGCAACACCCCAUGCAAGGCGCCCCGAUGGCUCAACAACAGCAGAUGGGUAUGGGAAUGGGUAUGGGCAUGGGAGUGGGAAUGCCAAACCAGGCUGGUCGCGGGAUGGGCCCUAACCAACAGAUGAUGGGUAUGCCUGGCAACCAGGCUCGGCCACAACAACAAUAUCCCAAUGAGCUGUCACGACUGUCACCUCAGGACAAGAGCAAGGUCGCGGAGCUGGCUGCCAGGAUGAUGAGCAACGCUUCAGAACAAGCAAAAGCCAAUACUCGGAUCCAACUGCAACAGAGGCUUCCGCCACAGCAGCUGGCCGAAUUCCAGGCUCAAGGCAAAGAUCCCCUCUUGUGGUUCUACCAAAACCAGGCUUUCCAGGUUCUUAAGGCGAACAUGGGUCGGAUGGGGCCUGGAAACCCCAACACUGCACAGGCAGCUUUGAUGCAGCAACAGCAAAGCCAGCAAUCCCUACAGAGGCAACAGCAACAACAGCAGCAACAGCAGCAGCAGCAGCAGCAAUCCCAGCAACAGCAGCAGCCGGGAAUGAUGAAUGGGGCGCAAAAUGGGAGCGACUUCACACAGUUCACUCCCAACAUGGAGAGCAUCAAGGAUCAACAGAUGACUGGUCUCAUGGCUCAGCAAGCCGGUCAGAUGGUUGUCCCUGCAAGCGCCGGGCCCAAUCGUAACCCUACUCCUCAACCCAUGGGUCAGAACAUGUCCAACCAAGGAGGUCCCAACCAGCCUCCUCGUCCAGCUCAGCAGCAGCCUCAGUCUCAACCUCAGCCUCAACAACAAAUCAACCUCCAACAGAUGAAGAUGAACCAGACGGCGCAACAGUCCCAAGCACAACUUCAGGCGCAGGCACAGAUCAAGCAAAUGCAAGGCCAGCCUGGGAUGAACGGCAACAUGCCGCCUGCCCAGAGCCCAGCCAUGAACACGUUGAACACACCGGUAUCUCGACCGCCGAAUAAUAUGAACCCCAUGGGCAACCAGGGUAUGGGUCAGGGUACGGCCCAGUUUGGAGACCAACGCUUCAACCAAGGGAGCCAGCGACCAAACAGCCAAGCCUUUCAGAAUAUGCUUCAAAAUCUGACCCAAGAACAGAGAUCGGCGGUUAGUGGAAUGCCCCCGGAGAAGCUGGACGAGGUGAUGCGAAGGUGGCAAACCCAACGCCAGGGUCAGAUGGCUAUGAAUGGAGGCCAGACGCCAGGGCAGAUGCAGAAUCGAACUCCAGGUCAAAUGGGCCAGAUGAAUAUGGCUGGACAGAUGACUCCUCAACCCGGAGCUCCUGGUAAUGCAGGUCAACAAAUGCAGGUUCCGAGGGUGCCUCAAAACCCCCAGGCUAUCGCUAUGAUGGACUCGAUGGAUUUGCCCCCUCAGGUUCUCGCACAACUGGGUCAAGUACCUCCUGAGGUGAAGAAAUGGGGAGCAUUGAAGAUGUGGCUUGGCCAGAACAAUGUCGCUCAGCAUGUUCGCAACCAGCUUUCAACCAUUCAACAAAAACAGUUCCAGCUUUUGCUCCAGAAGCGAAACUUCAUCUCACCUCAGCAACAGCAGCAAGCACAGCAACAAGCACAACAGCAACAGGCGCAGCAGCAACAAGCGCAGCAGCAACAACAGGCUCAGCAGCAGCAACAGACCCAGCCUCCCCAGCAGCCGCCCCAGCAGGUUCAGAAUCCGAAUAUGAACCCUGGUAUGCAGACUCCUGGUGGCCCAGUACCUAACGCCCAGCAGGGUAUGCAGAGACCGGUGCCAAAUAUUCCGGCUCACGUCCUCCAAGUCACUCCUCAAGAGCUCAUGCAUGUUCGAAACCAAAGACCCAACCUGGCAAAUGUGCCCGACGAGCAGCUGCGGAUGAUGGUGAUGCAAAUGAAGAGGCAGAGCUGGAUAACGCAACAGCAAAUGCGAGGCCAGCAAGCCCAAGGUCGCGUACAAGGUCAGGGUCAACAAGGCGGACAGAACCCUAUGCCAGUUCCUCAAGCUCCGAUGCAGCUUCAACAACCGCCCCAGCAGCAACCUGCGCAGCCAAUCCAGACUCCUCAACCGCAGAACAUGCAGGUACCUAACGCUAUGGGCCAGAACGCUGUCAUGCAAACUGGCGCUCAGAAGCAACCUAACACCACGCCGACCCCAGAGCAGAUGCGAGCUGCCCGACCUGCCAACAACCGGGCUCAGCCACCGAAUCCCUCUCCAGCGCCAGCCCCUAAGAAUCUGAAGCGUCCCAGCACUGACGAGAACGCCGAGAUUACCGAGAAUGUCAAGCCUGCCGCCCCAGCUCGACCGCCGUCCCAGCCUAAUCAACAACAGCAGCAGCCGAAGGCCUUCCCUAACUUGACGCCGCAACAGAUUGCCCAGCUCAACCCUGAGCACCGAGCUAAAUACGAGCAAUAUGUCAAGAUGCAAAUGGCGAACAGGGCUGCGGCUGGCGGUAACCAGGCAGAUAGCAACUUGGCUCGUCUCAAGGCGAUUGGCCAAGAGGAGCAGAGGGGAUCAUCGCAAGAGGUCAUGGUAGACAUCCACAUGAACCCCCAAGAGCACAGCGAUACGGCAGCCAAGCUCCAGCGAAUCGUGGUGGACAUGGGAAAGAUUGGCCGUGGAUUGAGCAAGUGGUACGCAAUCACGCGCGAUGAUCAACGCGCCAAAAUGUUUUUCAGAACACGAUGGCGCAUUAUGAAGCAAUUUGCAGAUGGAGAGAAGAUGAAUGUGUUGAAGGACACGUUCAGCAUUCGGGCUGCUGAGAUUGACCAGGCCCGAGCGAUGCUUGAGAGCAUGGCCAAGGACCUUGCCGCUAGUGUUUACGGGCGCGGAAUGAUGAAGUCGAAUAGCCAGCAGGCUACUCCUCAGAACCAGAAUACCCAGCUCGCCCAGCAGCAGCAGGCGCAACAGCAGGCACAACUCCAGCAGCAGGCACAACAGCAACAGGCACAGCAACAGGCCCAAGGCAACCCGCCUGCUCCUCUCAACGCCGCCAACCUGGAAAAGAAUACUCAAGCUUUGACCAAGGCAAACCAGAAGGCAGCUGGCAAGGGAAACCAGACUCCCGUUGCUCCCACCACUGCCCAGCCACCUUUCCAAUUUGGAGCUUCGUCCCCUCACGGCAACCCCAGCUACGUGGGCAAACCCAAAGACAUGAACCUCCAGAUUCCGGCGCGCAAAAAGCAGAAGGUGACUGGACAGACCCCACAAGGCGCCACCCCAUCGCCGCAAAUUAGCAAAAAGUCAUCGCCCGAGAUGAGGAGAGCUUCGGAGUCUCAAGCCCCACCGAAGCCCCUCUUUGUUUGCAAUGAGCCCGACUGUGACAUGUCAACCGCUGGAUUCGCAUCGGAGCAAGCCCUCCAAGCACAUAUCCAAGAGGAACAUACGAAGCCAAAGGAGGACCCGAUGAAGUUUGUUCAGGAGAGCCUUGCACUAUCUUUGGGGUUGGAGCCUGAUGGGACUCUGAAGAAGCAGAAGCUACAAGAGCCAGCGCCUGCGAUGAGCGUGACCAACUCGAAGCCAGGCCAGACACCUGCAACCCUUGGAGCUACACCCAUUUCGGCUGAUGUGAAGCUACCUGGUGGCAACAUGGGCAAGCCUCAAGACGGAAAGGGUGGUAUCAAAAGCGAGACGACGCUGAAACUAGCGGAUGCGAAGCCGCUCGAGACUGUGCCCGCGGUCGACCCUUGGUCCAACUCAACCAUUGACCCUCAAAGUUUGAUGAGCAACCUGGGCCUGGAGAACGGCGGGUUCCGGAACGUCAUCGGCGAUCUGAAUGUAUAUCGGUCGUUGACGCCAAACGAUACGCCUGAGUCGAGCAAAGACAGUGGAUCUAGCGAACCGAACAGCGACAUCUCAGAGGGCGUUAGUCUCGAGAUUGACUUCGGCUGGCAUGAAAUGGGUGGUAGAGAUCUUCUCCUGGACAUGAACAGCGCAAGCCUCAGUGGAACCUUGGGCUCGAUGGAUGGGGUUGACAUCGAUACUUCGUUGUUGAUAGACUCUUCGUCCGGUCCACCACCUGACUGGGACGACUACCACGUUGAUUUCAACAAGCCAUUUGAGCUUGAUACCAGCUUUUAUUCCAUGGAGGCAUGA